CGAGCUAUGCAGACCUCUGGAAAUCUAACAGAUGAUGAAACAUCUCACACCAGCAAGCCAACAUCAACUACCGGUGUUAAGCCUUUGGACAUGAUCUUCGACCCAUUAGACCCUACAUACGCAAUUCCCGAUGUUUCCGAAGUACCCCAUACCUAUAUGGCAUUGAAGUGCAAAUCCUCAGCUAGUACUAGCCAACAAGUCUUCCAUCCCAGCACCCCAAUUGACAAUCAAGGUGAUGCUGUACUUAACGUUAGUUCCACUCUCGUCCGCAAGCAAGUGAAGACACAUUCACAUCUGAAGGAGGAGCCUACUUAUCUUAACACCGAAUGUGCGUCCAGUUAUUGUGAAAUUAGUACAGAUAUUCCGAACAUUGUUAAGGAUCCCACUGACCUAUCAAAACCCACAAAUGUAGUUACCGAUGUUUCCGAAGUACCCCAUACCUAUAUGGCAAUGAAGCCUAUAAAGAAGUACAAAUCCUCAGCUGGUACUAGCCAACAUGUCUACCAUCCCACCACCUCAGUUGACGAUCAUGGUGAUGCUGUACUUUACGUUAGCCCCACUCUCGUCCGCAAGCAAGUGAAGGCAUAUUCCAAUCUAAAGGAGGAACCUACUUUUGUGAACACCGAAGCUGCGUCAACUUAUUGUGAAAUUAGUAAAGAUAUUCCAAACAUUGUUAAAGAUCAAGCUGAGGGCCGUGAUGAUGUGUUUACAACUUACAUCUAGAGAAAGGAUAUAGAAGUGAUCAUAGUUUAAAGCAAUUGGUUAAAUCAUUACUAUUGUUAUGUUUCAUAUUCUGUCCAUGUAACGAACACAACAUGAGCAAUGUAUCUAAAUGAAAGCAAAGCUGUAAGUUUGUAACAGAUAUUCAUGAAAUUGUUAAGGAUUACUCUGAUAGCUUUGGUAAUAUUUUACAACGUCCUUCUAAAGAAAGUAAUUUAAAGGGUGCGUUGUUUACCUUAUUACUUAUCGCUUUACAAAGAAAGUCGUUAGUAUACAUUUUGCUGUUAUGUUACUGAA
Molecule: messenger RNA, 1017 nt
Organism: Strongylocentrotus purpuratus (purple sea urchin)
Lineage: Eukaryota; Metazoa; Echinodermata; Echinoidea; Camarodonta; Strongylocentrotidae
Exons: 2
Coding region: 7-723 (238 amino acids)
Source: RefSeq, a predicted model, not a curated record